ACCACAAAUUUUCUUAUCCCGUUACUAAGUAUCUCAAAACGAAAAAUGAGGCUGAUUGUGUUAGUUUCUUUGGCGGUUUCAACGUUGGGUGCUCCACAAAAUUAUUAUCAACCACAGUAUCAGCAACCAAUCCCCCGCAAUGUUAUUCCAAUCGUUUCGGAGACGAAUGAGAUUAAUCCUGAUGGUUCUUAUAGUUACAGUUACCAAACCGGCGACGGUCAAUCGGCUCAAGCUCAAGGCUACUUGAAAAACGCCGGAGUUAAAGAUUCCGAAGCUGAAGUUUCCCAAGGAUCCUAUUCGUACACGGCCCCCGAUGGAACUCCGAUCACUGUUACUUGGGUCGCCGAUGAGAAUGGUUUCAGAGCUGAAGGAGCUCAUCUACCUACACCACCACCAAUUCCGGAAGCCAUCCAACGAUCCCUGGCUAUCAUCGCGCAACAACCACAACGAUAUCAAAACAACGAUGCUUUUCAAAGAAAUCGAUACAAUUUUUAAAAAUACUAAUCAAAAAUAUAAUCAGGAUACGAUUAAAUAAAAAUUAAAUAAAAAAAUAAUUAGUGUUAAGAGAUUCUUUUAAAUAUA
Molecule: messenger RNA, 582 nt
Organism: Onthophagus taurus
Lineage: Eukaryota; Metazoa; Arthropoda; Insecta; Coleoptera; Scarabaeidae
Source: RefSeq, a predicted model, not a curated record